Pocillopora verrucosa is the source of this 1401-nucleotide messenger RNA. Its product is annotated as ras-related and estrogen-regulated growth inhibitor. Gene Ontology annotation, molecular function: GTP binding; GTPase activity. Lineage: Eukaryota; Metazoa; Cnidaria; Anthozoa; Scleractinia; Pocilloporidae. The record is from RefSeq and is a predicted model, not a curated record.
GACAUAGAAGUCUUGAAGUAUGACUUUUAAAAUCAUUUUGAAGUGCAGUUGAUUAGCAGUUUAACUUGUAAUUAUCACCUCUAGCUCUUCUUUUAUUUCUUUUCAUCGGAAUGUACGCCUGCUCUGAAAAUUCUGACCACAUACCUCGAAACAUAAGGGCAUCAAAAUGGCUGUGGUAAACAAAUGGAAUAUUCCACAUAUUAGUCUAUUAUCAUGGAGGCGAUUUUGAAACGAUUGAUGACAGGAGGUCUCAACGGACAUUGCAUAAAAAUAAGGUUCUCUAGAGGUUGACUUGAUAUUUGGUUAUCGGUACAGCCAAGAUGGCAAGUAAGAGGUCGAGCUGUUUAUUUGGAAACGCAAGUCCUUGAGAUAGAACCAUGGAUAGCUUGACAAUUCCAUCGAACUUCCAAAGUACAACAAAGCCUAAAGCAACCACUGGGAACAACAAUGGAAACUUAAAAAGUAUUCGCUCCGUCGUACUGGGAAAGGAUGGAGUAGGAAAAUCAGCCUUCACAGUCAGACUUCUCACAAAGCGAUACAUUGGAGAAUACGACAGCACUUUAGAAGAAACAUAUCGUCAUCGCGUUGAAGUGGACGGACAAAAAAUCCUUUUAGAAAUCUUGGACACUGCGGGACAAAACUCUGUGGAAAAGAUCGAUGCAUGUUCCUCGGCAGAUGUAUAUUUCGUUCUUUAUUCAACGACAGAUCGUUCGUCGUUCAGAGAAGCGGCUCUAAUCACUAAGUACCUCCUUGAGACAAGAAACGUCAAUCGGGCCGCGAUAUUUCUAAUAGCUACCAAAAAGGAUCUUAAAUACGAACAGGAUGUGACAGAAUACGAAGGAAGAUUAUUAGCGAUGGAGCUCGGAUGUGAGUUUUACACCAUUUCAAGCUACGAAGGGUUUGAUGGUACGCAAGAUGUUCUACGCGGUUCGCUUCGAUUCUCUCUAAAUAAUAAGGGAAAUGGUUCAAAAUCUCCACUUAUGACGCGGAUGAGAAAAGGACUAAAACACAGGUCGCACACAAGUAGUCCCACUCCACAAGUGAUUGAAAACAGGGACAGGACUUCGACUCUUUGAUUUAUCACGUCACCAAGAACUGCGCUGUGCUAGGUGAAGAAAAUAGUUUUACGUGACAACAUCUGGGCUAAUUCACCUCAAGGGAAAGAAAACGUUUCAGAACAAUUUUAAAUAAAAUCUCCCUCGACUCAAAUCAUUUGUAAUGAUUGCAAAUUUGUGAACACGUGAUAGAGCAAGUUUAUACUAUGAAAUUGUUCAAGUUAGAGUCUUUCCGUUUAUUUAAAACAUAGGAGAACUCUUAAGUUUAUCAGUAAUUGUUGAAACACCAGAAACUCUUGUAAAUAGGAAUCCAAAAAAGGCUAAAAAUAUUUUGUCUAUAGCCCCA